Molecule: messenger RNA, 1352 nt
Organism: Brachypodium distachyon (stiff brome)
Lineage: Eukaryota; Viridiplantae; Streptophyta; Magnoliopsida; Poales; Poaceae
Product: F-box/FBD/LRR-repeat protein At1g13570-like
Molecular function (GO): protein binding
Source: RefSeq, a predicted model, not a curated record
AUGCCGCCACCGCGCAAGUUGCGCCGGCUAGCCGAGGCCGCUGCGGCGGAGGCGGACGCCCUGAUCUCCCUGCCCACGGACGUCGUCGACGAAAUCCUCACCCGCCUCGGCCUCCGCGACGCCGUCCGCACGUCGGCGCUGUCCCGCGCCUGGCGACGCCGAUGGGAGGCCCUCCCGUCCCUCGAUUUCUCCUUCCAAAGCCUCGUAGACGACGAUGGCGCGCCAAAGGGGCUGGAGGCCGUCGACAGCAUCCUCCUCCGCUGCCCUGGCCGCGUCCGGCUCUUCAACGUAUACCUUGACAAGCUCUAUGAAGCCCGCACCCACGACUGGAUCCUCGUCCUCUCCCGCCGGGGUGUCGAGACCCUGGACCUCAGCUUCAACGACUGCUUCCCCCUCCUCCCUUCAUCUGUCUUCUCCUGCAGCCGGCUCACCUCCCUCAGUCUCUUCGGCUGUGUCAUCCCGUUCCUACCGCCAGGUUUCGAGGACUUGUCGGAGCUAAGAAAACUAGCUCUCGUCAACGUGCGGUUACAGGAGAACGGGGAGUACCAAAUCGAGGAGAUCAUUCGCACAUCCCCGUUGCUCGAGGAGCUAAUACUUACGGACGUUUACAUCGGUGGCGCCGAUGUCAUAAGAAAAUGGGUGAUUCGGGCGCCCAAUCUCAGGCACUUAAAGAUUUGUUCUCAAGAAAAUUAUGGCCGGAUCCUAAAGGAGCUGCGGUGUCUGCGUUCCGCCGUCGUUGAUUUGUGGGACUUUGUUCUUCACCGCAAUUUCCUUCAGAUUCUUGCAGGGCUUGUUCAAGUUAGGAAGCUUUUGAUUUCCACUAUCUUUGCACCGGUAAAUGCAUAUAUCCCCAUAUAUUCAAUACCAGAGACACUUCCUUGCACCUUUCACAACUUGAAGAGCAUGAAGUUGCAAAUGCACUUUUGUGAACUUCCCCCUAUUAUAUUGACAUUUUGCUUACUAAAGAGUGCUCCAAAUCUUGAAAAACUCAAAAUAGAGAUCUUUGGCGAAGAGCAGAAAGUUGAGGCUAAUGGAGAGUUUCAAAGUGCAUUAUGGACUGAUGGCAUGUGUGCCAACCUUCAGGUUGUGCAGAUGACCGGAAUUAAUUGGCUUCCAAACGAAAUGUCUAUAGAGCUGAUUCUCUCAAAAGCAAGGCUUCUUCAUACAUUAUCUAUUAGUCAUGGUGAGAAAAUCAUGAUGUCUUCUGAGGAUGCUCUAAAUGAAUUACUAAGAUACAUAAGAGCUUCAGCUGAAGCUCAGGUCCUAUUUAAAGGUAAAGCUGAAGAUUAUUAGCAGGCCAGGGACCAACUUCUGGGCAUUGCUGGGGACUUGUGAAGUUAGUUCAUUUCAAC